AUGAGCGCCGGGGGGCUGCUGCCGGCCGCACGCACGCGUGCUCUGCGCGAUGCACUCGAGCAGUUUUCUCAGGGAAUCCAGGAUGCAUCCAAAAGGCUUCGUGUAGUGUACUCGACGCGCCCAGAUUGGGACGCAUUGUCGGGCGAGCGGCACUAUGCGGUGCUCGACGCGUCGUUUAACCCUCCCACACGCGCGCACCUCGCCCUCGCAUCCAUGCCACGCAGCGCGACGGAUUCCAAGGCGCUGUAUGACGCGCAUAUACUCAUUUUCUCUGUGCGCAACGCGGACAAGGGACGGGGCCGCCCGGGCGAUGCGAGCCCGCUGCAGCGCCUCGAGAUGAUUGAACUACUUGCCAAGCAGCUCGAGAAGGACUUGCCGAAGCCCAAUGUCGCCGUCGCACUCGUCGACGAGCCGCUCGUGUUUGCCAAGUCGACCUUGAUUCACGAGACACUCGCCAAGGACGCACCGCUGCAUCUCCACUACUUGAUGGGCAGCGAUACCAUCACCCGUGUCUUUCAGCCCAAGUACUACGCGUCCGAGGCGCACCUCGCGUCGUCGUGCACCAAGUUCUUUGAGGAGGAACAGUCGGUGAUGGUCUGCGCCGAGCGCUCUGCCGAGUCAGUCACUGGGCAUGCCGGGCACCCGGAUUGGUCAGGCGACGAGGCACGCUCGGAUGAGCUGCGCACGCUCCUCGCCAGUGCCGGGCCGGCACACGACUGGUACAAGCGCGGUGCGAUCCAGCUGCGCCACCUCGAUCCGGACGCGGCGCGGCACAGCUCGACGGCCGAGGUGCCGACGGGUGACGCGGCGCGCACGGCCCUGUGUCAAAUGGUGCCGGACACGUUGGUGGACUACCUACUCGCUCACAAUACGUACAAAAAGUCGGAAUGA
Malassezia japonica is the source of this 891-nucleotide messenger RNA. Its product is annotated as nicotinamide-nucleotide adenylyltransferase. The coding region runs from base 1 to 891 and encodes 296 amino acids. Gene Ontology annotation, molecular function: nicotinamide-nucleotide adenylyltransferase activity; ATP hydrolysis activity. Gene Ontology annotation, cellular component: cytoplasm; nucleus. The transcript has 2 exons. The record is from RefSeq and is a predicted model, not a curated record. Lineage: Eukaryota; Fungi; Basidiomycota; Malasseziomycetes; Malasseziales; Malasseziaceae.